AUGACAAAACCACUGCUUCAGUUGAAAUUCCGAAAAGUGGUCGACGUAAAGCGCGAAAAGGAACUCGACGAGAGGCGGAAGAAUGAGAAAUUGGUGCUGAGUGCGGAUCAUCCGGUGCGAAAAUUGCUGCUGAGAAUGCGAGAACGACAUGGAACACGCAUAUUUCCAUCACCAAUCCUGGGUGAUCAUGAAAGGGCGUUGAGGAAACUGGACCACAAUAAAACUGCAUCGUUGGCCUCGUUGAAUGAAUACGAUCAAUCAGUUGGUAAUCAUAUUGCCCGUGGAGGACAUCGGCAUCAUUUGCACGGACGAAAACCUCCACCGCUGAUAAAACGAGCCACUGUUGGUGAGGACGGCAUCGCGCAUAAAGGUGCUUGGAUGAUCGCAGACUCAAGACGGGACAUCCACCGAACGUCAAGCGAGGUAUAUGUGAUGUUGAGCGAUGUGAAAAAGUGUAUUGAAUCACUGAACGAGAGAAUGCGAACAAUUGAAAAUCUAUCAACGCGAUUGCUUUCUGUGGAAGGACAUCUUCUUGAGGUUUGCGGAUCACAACGAGCGACGGUGCAGGCGGUUUCAUAUGUUGACUCCGGUUCUGUAACACGCUCAACCAUCGGUACUGGUGGAAACGGUACGAUUGCAACCAUAUCAGCCAUAGUUGAUGAAAUAAGCGAACAACCGCCACCAAACACAUCUGCAGCGCCGCCAUAUCAUGUCCCACUGACGACAUAUCCGUUCGGUCAGACUCAUCAGCAGCAGCAGCAAUUGCGUGAUCAUCACCAUCACCAUUCACCUUCGGUUGUUCCACCGCUUCGACAGUUGGACGUGGAAAGUGCCUGGCAUGAAGCAAUGCCACUCAGUACGGUGCCAUCAAUUCAAUUCGACUCUAAUUCCAGUCAUCGCCGCAGCCGCUCGUCUUCGUCAAGUCCUCCGGAACGAAAGCGUGUCUGA
Anisakis simplex (herring worm) is the source of this 948-nucleotide messenger RNA. The record is from the annotation of a GenBank genome assembly. Lineage: Eukaryota; Metazoa; Nematoda; Chromadorea; Rhabditida; Anisakidae.